CAGAAAAUCCAAAAAACACACAAAACAAAAAACAAAAAACACAGAAAACAAAAAACACAAAACACAAAAAAAGGUAAUCAUGGCAUCAUUAGCAACCCAUUUCUCAGCUUUCUUGUUCCUCAUCCCCCUAGGUAUCCGUCGCCUCCUAUUCUCCUCCUCUCUCUACCUGAAAAACCCAUCUGUUUACCGCUCAAAACCAUGGUAUUUCUCCGAACCCAGAUGGAAAAACUUCGAUUUCUACACUCUCAUCAUUGCUCUCCCCAUUGCCUCUUUCUCUGAAUUCUUCUUCUUCUUAACUUUCUCAGGCCACCCCACUUACCGAUUUGCAUUCUUCCACCAAGCCUUCACGCUUUUCCUCUUUUGGGUCUUCAUCCUUCUCGUCAUUUCUCGUGAACACACCGACCCUUUACUCAUCAACGAAUCCUUUGUCUUCUUAUUCGCUGGAAUUUCAUUUCUCAUCGAGUUUUCAGUGAUUGGUAAAGGAAUCACAGGUGUCUUUGCCUCUGUCUAUGAUUUGUUGGGUGGUUUGACGCUUCUUUGUGCCGCUUCUUGCUUUUAUUUGUCGGUAAAGCCUGCAGCGUUUUUUGCCGAGUUCUUGUUAUCUUUUGGAUUGGUUUUGAAGGGUACUUGGGUUUUGCAAACGGGUUUGUCUUUGUACACUGAUGCUUUUGGUCUAAAAGGGUGUCGAAAAAUGUCGGUUAUGCUGGCUAAAGGAGAUGCUGAUGUGCAAUGUGAUCUUGAGGAGGACGGGUUGAGAGGUGUUGCUUUGAUGCAUCUUUUGUUCACUGUGCAUGCAGUUUUGGUGUUUGUUGUUACCAUUGUGUUGUUUGGGUUGUCGUCAAGUAACCAGAAUUUGAGGCGUGGUGAGGCCAGUGGGCCUUUGCUUGCAGAGCUUGAAUCCGAGACAAUGCAGAUGCGGACGCUUUCUGAGCUUGAGUUGGAAUGAAGUGAUUAUUAGGAGGUAAGUCAGUUUUCCUCGACUAGUUUAGUAUUUCUUCAUUCUUGGACUUCGCUUCCCGGGUCCUGAAAUUGCAAUAUUAGUGAGGUGUCUGCCAAACUAAUUAAAUGGUAUUUCUCUUGAAGCUUUAAUCUGUCUGCUUGAUGCGCAGGAGGUGUGUGCUCUUUCUUCCUAUGUCUUAGCUUUUGUUGAUAGAUGUUUACUCCCUCAAUUCACAUUGUAAAAGUUUAUGCUUAUGUCUAUCCUUUGCUGCAGUAAGCAGAGAGUUUAUUAAUCUCCUGUUUACUUUAACUUCACCCCAGUGCCCAAUAACCUGGGUCGUCAUAUCCCUGAUGUUAAUCUGUUCAAAUGCUCAUACAUCCUAUCUUUUAGUUUGAGUAGUUAGUGUCUAGUAGCAUACCAUUUCAUCUUUAUGCUUUUCAUGAUAUCUGAGUGGAUUACAGGUGGAAAACAAAUUUUUAAAGAGGUAAAAUAGAAUUCUGUCAAUUACCUUUGUAAAAUCCAAAUAACUCUUAAAAUUCGAAAUCUUUUAUCUCUAUUUUUUGGCAACCAAGCCACAGCUAAUGCAUAUUAAUCCCCAUUCACAGUACUAUCAAA
This is a messenger RNA of Quercus lobata, 1555 nucleotides long. RefSeq lists its product as uncharacterized. Bases 80 to 946 code for a protein of 288 amino acids. Lineage: Eukaryota; Viridiplantae; Streptophyta; Magnoliopsida; Fagales; Fagaceae. The transcript has 2 exons. The record is from RefSeq and is a predicted model, not a curated record.